AGUUAUGAAUUUGCAGGAAGGAAGGAGUUGUUGAAGAGUGAGAAAAACGGUGAAAGCAGAGGGAAAAUGAAGCGCGAAGCCUAUGCGACAGUGUUGCAUUCCUCAGAAGCAUACGUUUGCGGCGCAAUAACACUAGCACAAACCCUCCACCAAACAGGGACCAAACGCCACCUAAUCCUCCUCGCGGAUAAGUCAAUCUCCGUUCCCAAACGCAGGUCCCUAUCGGAAGCGGGUUGGAAGAUCCGAAUGAUUACUCGGAUCCGAAACCCAAGGGCAGAGAAGGGAAGCUACAAUGAAUACAACUACAGCAAGCUCCGACUGUGGCAGCUUACCGACUACGACAAAAUAAUCUUCAUCGAUUCCGACAUCAUCGUUCUCCGGAACCUGGACAUCCUCUUCCGCUUCCCGCAGAUAUCCGCCUCGGGGAACGACCAAUCGAUAUUCAACUCCGGGAUAAUGGUGAUCGAACCUUCGAACUGCACGUUCGGCGAGCUGAUGCGGCUUCGCGAUGUCAUCGUUUCGUACAACGGAGGGGACCAGGGGUUUCUGAACGAGGUGUUGGUGUGGUGGCACAGGCUGCCGCGGAGGGUGAACCUUCUAAAGAAUUUCUGGGCGAACACGAGUGCAGAGGCAAGGGAGAAGAAUGCGCUGUUCGGGGCGGAGCCGGCAGAGGUGUAUGCGAUUCACUACCUGGGGUGGAAGCCCUGGCACUGCUUCAGGGACUACGACUGCAAUUGGGACACCCUGGAGCAGAGGGUGUACGCCAGCGACGUGGCGCACCGGAGAUGGUGGAAGGUUCACGACGCCAUGGAGGAGGGUUGGCAAAGAUUAUGUGGGUUGACGAAACGGCGUCGCACUGAGCUGAAGUGGGAGAGGAGGAAGGCUCGGAGCAUGGGCUUUUCUGAUGGACAUUGGAAAAUCAAUAUCACUGAUCCCAGACGAUUUACCCCUCUUCUCAUCCAUUAGGUUAGUGAAAAUAGUUCUUAAUUAAAGUAUAAGUUAAACUAAUGAAAAUAAUUUAUUUAGAAAUAGUAAU
Vigna umbellata (rice bean) is the source of this 1036-nucleotide messenger RNA. The record is from RefSeq and is a predicted model, not a curated record. NCBI's taxonomy places the organism in Eukaryota, Viridiplantae, Streptophyta, Magnoliopsida, Fabales, Fabaceae.